AUGAUCAUCAUAAACGAUUCCGAAAGUGACAUCCAUUCAGAUUCAGAACGAAUACCUAACUUAAAAAAAAAGUAAGUGACAAUAGAAGACCGGGUGAGGAACUGAGGAGUGUCAGGAAAAAGUUUAACAAACAAAUUGGUGGAGCCAUAACACGAAAAGUUGAUUGAAAUAGGUAUAUUAAGAAGUCAAGUAAUUUCUUUCAAGGGAAUUAUAUUUUUCGUAUGAUUUUAUUACAAUGUAUAUAAUUUUAUUAUAGACAAUUAUGAAUUAUACAUUAAUUACCUUUUAGAACAUUUUAAUUAUCGAGUAGGUAUGUUGUCAAACAAGAUGUCUUCAUUAAGCAAAACAAUGUAUACUUAUCAGAAAUUGGACAUUUUAACUGUUGUUCGUUAAGAAGUAUUUUUUAAGGAUUGGGUUAAUAAUUCAUCAAUGAUUGGCCAUCAAUACUUAAAUAUUGCAUGAUGGCUAUUACCAAUGAUACAGUAAACUUUUGCGAUGAAAAUAAAAACCUCGACGUAAGUGUUGUGGGAGAGAUCAAUGGUCUGGAAAUAUUCGAAGAUACUUCGGACAGUGAAGAUGGCCCAAAACACAUGGCGUCAAAUGCGGUCACUGCCGUCGCUAAGCCCAACGUGCCGCCUGUCUUCGGCUCCGUUACCGUAAGCAACUCCGACAACGUUCAGUUUGGAAAUAACACGUAUUUCCAAGGUCCCGUUGUCAUAAAGCAAAUUAUUCAUCAUAAAUCUGGCAUUGAAAAUAUCUCGUACGAUAAAACCGACGAUGAUAAUGUUCCACCACCAAAUAAAAACAGGAAAGAUCCUGAUAUUGAUAAUGAUUCUGAUAAAUUUGUUCUCAAGACAUGGCACAAACUUACAAUAGCUGUAACUGCCUUAGUUGUACUAAUCAGUUGUGCCAUUGUGUUUGGCAUACCUAAAGGGUCAGAUGGACCUUUUGAUGAGCACUCAAGCAAACUGGUGUCGGGCUCAUGUCAUGAAUACUCAUCAGAACUUAGACUGGUUGCGAUUGUUAUGACAUCACUCAUUUCGGCGUGGGUAACCUACUGUCUACUAACCAUGAAAUUGCGGUUUUCGUUUAGCUUCCUAAAGUGGCAUGCAGUGAAUGGGACUGCUAAAAAGAAACCAAAAGAUAUAGCAGGCGCGCCAGCAGGAGAUCUGCUGAUAGCGCCUAAUCAUUUGAGGAUCGUGUCGCGCAUGGAGUGGUUGGCGCAGCCGGCAACUGGGAACCUGGAUAUGCUGCGGUUGCCGGCUCCGUGGGUCAUUAUUAGUCACACGGCUACAAACUUUUGUUACAACCAGAGUAGCUGCGUGUACAACGUGCGGCUGGUGCAGGAGUACCACAUCGGGUCGCGCGGGUGGUACGACAUCGGCUAUAACUUCCUCGUCGGCGGCGACGGCUCCGCCUACUACGGCCGCGGCUGGGACUACCAGGGCGCCCACACGCUCGGCUACAACAAGUAUAGUAUCGGCAUCGCCUUCAUAGGCACCUUCUCCCAGGAGGCCCCGCCGCAGAAACAGCUCGAUGCCUGCAAGAAACUUAUCGACCUUGGUGUCGCUUCUGGUAAAAUCGCCAAAGACUACAAACUGUUCGCCCACACUCAACUGACGGGGUGGGAGAGCCCUGGAAAGAAGCUCGUCGAAAUACUGCACGAGUGGCCACAUUUCGUUAAAGACAUGAGCCAAAUAGAGACUCUCUUGCCAAAAUAUUGAAUAGGAUGUGAUUCUUUGUCUGUGCCAGUAUAAGUUUUAUAGAAUUGUAAAAGUGUUUAAGUGAUAAUUAUAAGGGAAAUCUCCGAAGACAAGUGUUUGUUACCUAGUCAUA
Molecule: messenger RNA, 1836 nt
Organism: Cydia pomonella (codling moth)
Lineage: Eukaryota; Metazoa; Arthropoda; Insecta; Lepidoptera; Tortricidae
Product: peptidoglycan-recognition protein LE-like
Exons: 5
Coding region: 459-1724 (421 amino acids)
Biological process (GO): peptidoglycan catabolic process
Molecular function (GO): N-acetylmuramoyl-L-alanine amidase activity; zinc ion binding
Source: RefSeq, a predicted model, not a curated record